This is a messenger RNA of Odocoileus virginianus texanus, 1216 nucleotides long. The record is from RefSeq and is a predicted model, not a curated record. Lineage: Eukaryota; Metazoa; Chordata; Mammalia; Artiodactyla; Cervidae.
UAGAAACUCAGAGAAGGCUGGAUGUUUCCGGUGCAGGAAUUGUGUGGAUUUCUCUUUGCAGGGGUGUGUUAACACCUACUUAUUUCCCCAGAUGAGCUGACUGAAAUGAGACUGUGAAUAGACUUGAGUAGACAUGUCCCAUUUGGCCCAAGAAAGAUGCUGGCACGCUGUAUCAAAGAGCCUGGAAAGGAAUAUGUCAGCCUUUCCUACCUCCGGGAUGAGGAGAAACACAGACCACGAUGACGGAGACCCACCAGAUGUGCGCAGGAAGUGGCCAUCCAGUGCUGGAGAGGACCGGGCCAUGCUGCUGGGGUUUGCAAUGAUGGGUUUCUCUGUCCUAAUGUUCUUCGUGCUUGGAGUAACCAUCCUGAAGCCCUUCUUGCUCAGUGCUGGGAGGCAGCUGGGUGUGGAGGAAGGGGUGGGAAGAAAAUCAUUUAUUUACUUUUCCAAAUGGAAGCACUCAGAAGAAUCGAACUGCACUAUCAUCCUUGAGCACAUCAUGGACGACUGGAUGGACUGUGCAUUUACCUGUGGGAUGGACUGCCGAGGUCAGGGCAAGUACCCGUGUCUCCAGGUGUUUGUGAACCUCACCCAUUCAGGUCAGAAAGUGCUCCUACAUUAUAAUGAAGAGGCUGUCCAGAUAAAUUCCAAGUGCUUCUACACACCUAAGUGCCACCGGGAUAGAAAUGAUUUGCUCAGUGGUGCUCUGGACAUAAAGGAAUUCUUCGAUCACAAAAAUGGGACCCCGUUUUCAUGCUUCUACAGUCCAGACAGCCAAUCCGAAGAUGUCAUUCUCAUAAAAAAGUACAACCGGACGGUGAUCUUCCACUGUUUAUUUUGGCCUUCGCUGACCCUGCUGGGUGGUGUCCUGAUAGUUGGCAUGGUGAGAUUAACACAGUACCUGUCCUUCUUGUGGAAACACAGCUCUGCAUUCAGAGAUGAGGUAAGUGGCAAAGUUCCUUACACUGCACAGCAUCAAUGCAGACUGUGGCAUGUGGGAAGGAGCAAAGGAAGGAGCAGAGAAACCUUAAGACGAUGGCCAAGUUCAAGUCCUGGCCCUCAGGUACCUGCGGGGUCUGCACUUGAGGACCCGAUUAUGCCUCCUCGCAAACUAACCGUGUAGAAACAAAGCUUGGUUACUUCAUGUGGGAAAGAAAAGUGUUAAAAAGUCUCAUUGUGUACUCUAUUCUAUAAAUAAAUAUAAAUUCACCAUCUU